Messenger RNA from Cinara cedri, 29556 nucleotides. NCBI's taxonomy places the organism in Eukaryota, Metazoa, Arthropoda, Insecta, Hemiptera, Aphididae. The record is from the annotation of a GenBank genome assembly.
GUGUUAUCAAUCCUGUAACUUACUCAACGGUUUUAUGGUAGUUGUGCACUUAUUCGAUGAUAAUAUCCGCGUAUGGAAACGAGAGAGCGUGAGCGAGGAUAGAGAGAGAGAAACGCAUACACAUUACAUUCCCGUGGAGUUACAGCGCUUACUGUAGCGGUAGCAGCAGCUGACCACUAAAAACGGUAUGUACGCCGUGAGCAAUUUCGGCGUAAAACCUGUUACCUGGUGAGAUCGGUUCUUCUGCAGCGCACAAUAAUUGCGGGCUGGCUAGCCGUCGCUGCCGUAUUCGACCCUACGAUAUUUGUCGAGCCCUCCGCAAACGGUGUUCUUCAUUCACACCCAAAAAGUGCAGCCGACAUUGGACCUAUCACCGGUGAUAAGUGCUAAUUGUCUAGUGUCCCGUCCGCCCGCACAGUGAUCGCGUUCGCUUUUGUGGACCAUGGGCGAUGGGCCUCGUCGCUUUUUGUCGUCUACUCGUCUGUCAUCAGAUAGUAAACAAUAGAUCUGCUUGUAGCCAUGGCUGCGAACGAUAUUCGCGAUGACUUGGUCGUCCUGCCUCCGACCACUUUGGACUUACGAAGCCCUGGCGCUAACAUGAAUAACAACAAUAACAAUAACAAUAAUAUGAACAACAAUCAAGCGUUCAACGUUCGAGACCGCUUGUUCUAUGCUCUGUUCUUCAAGGCCACCUUAGCCUAUGCAAGGAUAGUGCCGAGCUGGACCAGGAGGCUCGUAGAAUUCAUCUGCUUAUUGAAGGUACAUUACACUAAUGAGUUAUUAUUUAUAACUGUCAUACUUGAUUUUUAUUACGUUACAGGCUGUUUUAUCAUUUUUUAUUCUUGUCUACGUACAUAUGAAUUUCUCGAGGAAUCCAGCCAAUUGUUUGCAACAUGUCAAGGAUGUUUGGCCAAGAGACGGCAUACUACGGGUAGAGAUUAUCCGAUCUCAUCAGCGUGCAUAUGCUGAACAGACAGGCACACUCAGUGAUUUAUUUACAGUGGAACAUUCUUAUGAACGCGAAUAUAGCCUUAGACAGCUAGAGGAAAAUGAUGAAAUUUUUUCACUGAUUUUAAAUCCUUUUUCUAAAUUUAAUAAUCCCGGGUAAGUUUAUCGAUCAAUUCAUUAUUCAUUUUGCAUAAUAAUUGAAUCAAUAAUUGUAUUAUUUUCUUUGUCUACAUUUAUCUGUGCAUGCAUAAUUAAUUAGGUAAGUUAUAAAUGUUAGUAUUCUAAUUAUACAAAUUAAUAGAAAAAGAGCAUUGGUAUUGAAGUACCUAGGUAUUAAUAAAAUAACAAAAUAAGUUUAGAAGGUACGAUACCUUAAUUAUUUAAUUUUUAUCUGUACUCGGUGAUAAAUCAUUUAUAACUAAUUAGAAUACAUGUUUUGAAAUGCUGUAAUUUUAGGAUUUUUGUUAAAACUUGAACAUAAAACAUUGAUAUAAAAAAAGUACUAUAUUACACUAACCUAUUUUUUGAAUACUAAGUAAAACUUAUAAUGAAACUUGUUUUAAUUUUUAAGGAUUUCUUUUUGUUUCGAGAUAAUUUUUUACGUUUAGAAAAGAUUAAUUUAAGUAUUCUGUAAACUUUUCAGAAUCCGCUGAAUUAGACUAUCUGUUACAUUUCAUGUGAGAUAAAAUGGUUUUUGAAUCGAUGAUUACUUAUCAUUUACUUUUUAACUUAAUAAAUUAUUAUUUAUCUACCAAAACAUUUGUACUUUAAAUACAUAUUUCUGUUAGUUUUUACUCUUAAUUAUAAUAUAAAAAAAAGAUUUAUUUUUAUGUACACGUGAAAUGUUUAUUGUUGACCUAAUAUAGUUUAGGGAUGGGUCAAAUUAAUUUUUCAGUUCAAUUUUUCACUGUUCCAUAUAUUCUUAUUAAUAUUUUCAUAUGAUUAGUUUAGUUUUAUUACAAUUUAAAUAUAUUAAAUAUAUGUUAAAAGAUUUUAAAAAUAACGAUACCAAAGUAGAUUAAAUAGCUUAAAACAAUUUAAUAUCAUAUAGGCAAUUAGAUUAUAUGUGCACAAUAAAUGGUUUAAAUGUUGAAUAAAUGACGAGUAUAUUUUACACAGUAAGAAAUUACAAAUAAUAUGUAUUUUCGGUGUUAGGAAAAAUGAAGCUUCACCUGAUACCGACCAGACAAAUAAAGAGUUUAUAGGAAGUAAAUAUCAAGAAGACGAAAAAGUUGAUUAUGUUACUGCACACUCCAUCCAUGUAUUUAACUAUUUGUCAAAUCAUGUAAACAUAAAAGGUAAAUUUUAUUUGAAUUUGCAAUUUUUUUUAUUUAAAUCACUAUUAAUUAGGUUAAAUCAUCACCUAUGAUCAGUAAACCUGGUUAUGGCCACUAUUUUUUUUAUUUUAUUCAUAAAUAGUGCAAUUUUGUUAUUUGACAAGUCAUAUGUUAAAUAAAUAAAUAAUUUUAAUUAUUUUAUAUAGUAUUCAUCUACAUUAAUUUACUGGGUGAUAUAAAUUAUUAUUAUUUUAAAUAUUAUUAUAAUAACAUAGAUAGCAUAUAAUGGUCAUAGAAAUUCUAUUUAAAAAUAUUAUUAUUAAUUUUAAAUUGUUUAAGAAAAUUCUUAAGAUGGCCAUAAGCGAUGAUUUCACCUUACCUAGUUUUUUAAACCUUUCAUUUGAAAACUUUUUGGGUAAUAAAAUAUUAUUUUUAUUAUUUUUUUUAAACAAGUUUUAUUGUUAUAAUAUUAUGAAUUAUGGUAUCAAGUAUUAUUAUACAAUUUUAUUAUUAUUAGAUUACUAAUCGUAAAGUUUAACUUGCUUACUUUAAAGUAUAUUGUACAUGAUCAGUUUGAAUUAUAAGGUUUACUUUAUGAUUUAUUACUGCUGACAAAAUCAACAAAUAUCAAGUAUAAAAUAAAUACCGUUGAAUUUACCAUAACAUUGUGAAUGUUGAAAAGUAGUUUUUGGUGCUAUUCCUUUAAAGGUUUAGUCCUAACACAAUAUUGUCCACUCUACAGAAUUUUAUUUGAAUUUGAUUUGACGUUUUAAUUAGAAGGACGUCGAAACUGCAAAUUAAUUUCCUGAGACAUUGAACAUUUAUUUCAUGAAAUAAAUUUUCUAUUAAUAUUAUAAUAUUAAUAGAAAAAAGACUGACAUACUUCACAUGAUUAGUGGGCCACUGUUGUAGGUGAAAAGUUAAGAAGGUAUGAUAUAGAGGGGAAUUUAAUGUAUAUCUGUAUGCAAUAAUUAAAAUUUUCUAUUGAAAAAUGAUUCAAAAGGCCAUAAUAUUUACGAUUUUCAUCAAAAUUUGACAAUAAAAUUCUUAUAAAAAAAAAAAAAUAUUACAUCAUAUUCAACUUUUUCUUGUUGACCACUAAGUGCAACUUAAAAUGAAACUCCUAUUAAAUUGUUAAGCAUUUCUGUUUAGUCCAAUAAUUUUAUAUACAGAUUACCUACCGAAUAAAUAUUAUGUAAUAACAAUCAAAAUUAAAAUGUCUAAUAGCUUAAAUUUGGCUCAAUUGUUUGUUUUGAAAAUUUUCCCACAUUUAUAAAAGUCAAAUAUAAUAUUUCUGUCCAAAUUUCAUGUCUUUAUCAAUAUUUUUCACUGAAUUACAAGAAAAAAAUAUUAAUGAAAAUUAAUAAAAGUAUUAUUUUUAAUUUUUUCUGGUUUUUCCAGUUUAUUGGGAAAACCCAAUUUAUUUUUAAUGUUAAAAAUGAUUAUUUCGGUACUCCCUAUCACCUCUGAAAACCCCAUUUCAAUCCAAGAACAUCUAGCAGAAAUAUGAUGUGGUACUUAUGAAUUAUAUAUUAUGAACACACAAUAUUGUGCUUGGCAUAUUAAGCAGAUUAACUUAAAUAUUAAUGAAGAGUAUAAUAUAUUCGGCUACUUAAAAAUGAACCAUUUUUAAUAUUUAUAAUCUUCUUAAUCAUGUUUUGAUAAUAACAUAUUGACAAUAUUGUAUUAAAUGGUUAAAAUUUUAAAAAAAAAAGACCACAGUACUGUGAUUAUUUAUUUUAAUAUACUUGAAUUCCAGUUUUAAGUUUAGGAUCUUCUUCUUUACCUUCAGCCUUCAUCUCAACUAUUUAGGGUUAGCCACCAUCAUCCUAAACGUCUAUUUGAUUCGAUCCUUCACAUCAUCCUCGUAUUCAAUCGCCUAUUUUUUGAUCUUCCUCUCCUCUUCUACAUUUAGUUCAUUAUAAUUUUUACUUCUGAUUCUUCUUUUCUCAUGACAUGAGAAUGACAUGACAUCAAACUAUCUUAGUCUAUUUUCUAUAAUUUGUCAAUUAUCAAAGCUAUGUUUAAACUACCCUCUUAUCUUACUCAUUCCUUAUCCAUCUUCACUCACAAUCACUCAUCCACCUAGGCAUUCUUAUUUCUGCUACACUUAUUCUUUGUUCUAUUUUCCUGUCUUUCACCAAACUAUACAACAUAAUUAGUUUCGCUACAUGUUUAAAGACUUUAACAUUAAGUCUCAUUAGAAUUCUCUUAUAUCACACCUAAUGCUUCUUUUCACUUUAUUACAACACACUUAAUCCUAUGUUUAACAUCCUCGUCAAAGCUACUGUUCUCUUACGCAAAAGGUACUUAUAACUUAGUCCUAAGUAUUUAAAACACUAUUAAGAUUUAAAUGUUUUUUUUUUUUAAUUACAUUUUUGGCAUAUUUAUCUAUUUUUUCUUUGAUUUAUUUUGUGUAGAUGGGAAUAGAAAAGUGUUCUUGAAUGCUACUACAAGUAAAUUGAGUUAUGAAAUUAGUAACGAAUACUCUUACAUUGGUGAUUCUACACAAACUCAGCCUGUCAAGGUACAGAUCCUCAAUGAUGUAUACCUUAUCUAUGUGUUGUCUUUAUCAAUUUUAUUUUAUUUCUCAGUAUGCAAACAGUUCUAUCGGAAACUUAUCAGUUAACUCGUUAGUACCAUCUUUGAAUAAACCGUUACCUAUUAACGACAAAAACAAAGGUAUGAUUGGAUGGAAUACCUUAUAUACUGUAUGGUAAAUGUGCUUGAAUAAAUUUUCAAUGAAAAAUAUUUUUGUGUUUUCAGGAGUAUUUUACGAGAGCUACAUUGUCGAGUAUGCACUGGAGUACGGGUUUUUGCGCUUGUCGCCAGGUGCCAGGACCCGGUUGAAAAUCCCAGUAAUGUUGGUGGCGUUGGAACCUUCACAUCACAAGUGUUUCGGCGAUAACAUUGGUCAGUUCUUCCUGGAAUAUUUGCUCGGCUAUGACGACAUUCUAAUGUCGUCAGUCAAAUCAUUGGCCGAAACUGAACAAAACAAAGGAUAUCUCAGGUAAAGCACAACCAUAAUAAUAAUUAUUAAUACUUUAAUUCAAAACAACAAAGUGGUUAAAUAUUAAUUUAUAUUAUAUUAAAAUGUUGAUAUGUUUUAGAAAUACAGGGUUGUUAAAUACUAAAUCAUUGUUAAAAUAAAGUAUAGGAAAUUAUUAGCAAAUGUGAUAUUGUUAUUUUUUAAGGUACUAGUUAAGUAGGUUUAAUUACUCAAAUAAAAGUUCAGAGUCUGAAAAUGUGAAGACAAAUUUUUUAUUAAAACAAAUUCUGAAUGUUAACUUAAUAAAAUUUAUUUUCUUUUUAACGAUCACCACCAGCAUCAUUAUAUGAUGCUACGGGUUUAGCAAACCUGGAACACCAAGCUCCUACUGGUAGAAAGUCUAGGUGGUUAAUUUAAGUGGGCAUCUGGUAUUGUUUCUCUAUAAGAUGAAGGAAAAGAUCAGAAUACUUUUAUUUGUUGUAAGAUGAUAAAUGAGGUUGAGGUUGAAAAUAGAACAAAGUAUAAAUGUAGUAGCGAUGAGAAUGCCUAGGUGGAUGAGUGAUUGUGAGUGAAGAUGGAUAAGGAAUGAGUAGGAAAAGAGGGUAAGCAUGACUUUGAUAAUUGACAAAUUAUAGAAAAUAGACUAAGAUAGUUUGGGCAUGUCAUGAGAAGAGAAGAAUCAGAAUUAGAAAUUGUAAUGAGUUAAAUGUAGAAGUGGAGAGGAUGAUUAAAAAAUAGGCGAUUGAAUGCGAGGAUGAUGUGAAGGAUCGAAUCAAAUAGACGUUUAGGAUGAUGGUGGCUAACCCUAAAUAGUUGAGAUGAAGGCUGAAGGUAAAGAAGAAGAUCCUAAACUUAAAACUGGAAUUCAAGUAUAUUAAAAUAAAUAAUCACAGUACUGUGGUCUUUUUUUUUUAAAAUUUUAACCAUUUAAAACAAUAUUGUUCAUAUGUUAUUGGUUGGUAGAAUAAAAAAUAGAACAGUGAAUAGAUUGUAGUAGAAAUGAGAAAGCUUAGGUGAACAAGAGGAUAAUAUAAGAUAAGAAUUGAGAGUACAUAUGAGAUACGGCAAUUAAGUAAUGGGACUGAUUGAAAAAAAUUCCCUUCAAAUUACUAGCCUCAGACAACUACACACCGAGUCCAGCACUUUUUCUAGUCUUGGUAAGUCUUCUGUAAUAUUUCUACUAGCUGUCCAUGGAGCAUCCUUGUUGUGAACUUUUGAAUGUCAGUUACCAACCCAAAAUGGGUUCUUUUUAUGACUUAUUUGACCUUGAAAAACAGGAAAGUCACACAGAGUAGAGAAUUCGGGGCAUAUGACAAGACUAGGAUAUUUUUUGAGGUCAAAAAUUGUGUCACACCGAAGACUCGAGUCUAAUAUUUUUUAGUUUUUUGGUGUUGGUCACGCUGAUAAAAUUUCUGAUAUCAUUUGGAAGAAUUGUCCAAGACCACGGUUAUAGAUAGAAUGGUUGCACAAUGGUGUAUCCUGUAAUAUGAUGUUAAAUAUGAUGGUCUUUUGAUUUUCCUACUCCCGUUUUUAUUCUGUUAAACGUUCUUCAGCCUGGCCAAUUGAGGUUAUGUCCUGCAGAAAGGUGCUCUGCUAGUACAAUCUGAUCGUUUUCAAUAUAACCUACAGUUAGUUACCAGCAAUCAUUCAGGCUUGCUCGAUGGGGUUUCGCUAAGAUAUUUGUGCAUUACAUAAAGCUCUUUCUUGAUUUUAGUCUUGAUCUGUGUGUAUAUUUACUGUGUAGGAUUUAUCGUCUUGUCAGUUUCGAGUUUGGAUCUUAAGUCUUUAUUAAUUGUAUGUUAGAUGUUUGAGGUGCUUGAGCUGCCAAUGCUUGCAAUAAGAUUUAUGUCCAUUUCGGUUAAAAUUAGAAAUUUAGAGUUCUUGUUUGUAUAAAUAUAAAAUUAAUAACUUAAUAUCUUUACUAUUGUAGGUAUCUACCUAUACAACCCAAUUUUGAAAAUUAACUUUCUGUGUUUAAUCAUUUUGAUUUUAAAGGUAUAAAAGUGUUAUAUUUAGUUUAUUAGAAAUAGUUUUUCUCGUAAUUUUCUAAGUUUACCUUCAUUCACCAAAAUAUAUUACAUAUUAUUAAUGAUAAUACAAAUACAUACAAAUUUUAGCAUUACAUAUAAUUAUCAUUAUGGUCUAGGAAUUUGUUGGUCAAUCUGAUCUGAACAAAUUUUUUUUUGAUAGAAGUUUGAAGAGAACUGCUGUGAGCUUCUGCUGUCCCACUGUCUGAUCAAAAACCAGACAGUAAAAAAAAAGAAAAAAAAGAUUUAUAUCAUUUAUAAAAUAAACAGUUCUUAUCAGUAUCUGCCUAUCUGGAAUAAACGAUAUAGUUACCUUACUAGAAAUGGCGAACUGUUUAAAAAUAUAUACCUAGGUUUUUAUGAUUUGGUGUGGCCAUAAUAAUAUAAUAUUAUAUAUUUCAACAUUUCCCAAAUUGAUAGUAGUUGCCAGUCGCAGCAUUGAUUAAGUAUUCCUAACAAUUGUUACUGCUAAAAACCACUGUUGGCUAUCAUGUAAAAGUAGUAAUAUUUUUUAAUAAAUUACCUUAUUGUGUAUUUUAUUAAUGAUAUGAACCGGUUUUUUUUUUACUGUCUUGUGCUUUUUGAUGACUUAUGCAGCCAUUCGAUCUAUAAUUGUAUCCAAGACCCUACCAAAGAUAAUAAAAAUUUGUUUUUGAUCAAGUUUUACAUAAAACAUUGUAGUAUUACCAAUGUAUAUUUUUUAACAAAAUGAAGUUGAGAAAUGUUGUGUUUUUAUAUGAGAACCAUUGACUUUAGUUGGUAAUUUUGUUGUUUACUUUAAAAUUAAAUUACAUUAAAUAAAAUCAAUUCAAACUGAAUAAAAUGAAUCAAUUCAAAUCAAAUUAGAUCAAUUUUAAAUCAAAUAAAUCAAUUUAGAUCAAAUCAAACUAAUUUGAAUGAAAUUAAAUCAAUUUAAAUAAAAUAAAAUGUGUUCAAAUCAAUUUUUAUGUCAUUUUAAUUGAUUUGAUAAGUUUAAUUUGAUUUAAUAAUUGAUCUUAUUUGAUUCAGAUUAAUUUAAUUUAAGUUAGUUUGGUUUGAUCUAAUUUGAUUUAAAUUGAUUUAAUUUGAAUCAAUAAAUUUGAUUUAACAAUUGUUCUGAUUUGAUUUGAAUUGAAUCAUUUAAUUUAGUUUGAUUUAAUUUGAUAUCUAAUUUCAUUCAAUUCUAACUAACUUAAAUUCAUUUAAAUCAAUCUGAAUAAAAUUAAAUCCUUUCAAAUUAAUUUAAUGUCAUAUUAAUUAAUUUGAUUUGGAUUGAUUUAAUUAGUUUUAUUUGAUUCCAAUUAAUUUGAUUUAACAAUUUAUCUAAUUUGAUUCAAAUUAAUUGAAUUGAUUUAAUAAUUUAUCUUAUUUGUUUUGAAUUGAUUUAAUUUUAUGUCAUUGAAUGAAUACAAAUUUAUUAUUGAUUUUAAUUUAUUUAAUUUCAUGUAUUUUAAAAUAUAUAACUACAUAAUUUAACGCCUAAUAAUAGUUAUUACUUUAUGAAAGUAUAAGAACCAAGGUUUGAAAGAUCAACGACAAAUUUAAUUUUCCACAAUGAAUGACCACAAUUACGUUUUACUCAGUACAAAUUUUAUAUAAAUUAUCAGUUCUAACUUUUUUAAUGAAAUUGUGUUUAUUUUCAGAAACUUAUAUAUUAGAAAAUGAAGACUUGGUGGCCUCUAUGGCAAGUCUUUGUAAUUGGGAUAAUUUAGAAAUUCGUUGGUGAUACUGGUUGGAUACUCGGUUCAAAAUUCCUUUGUUUCAUAUUUUUAUAAAAUUAUCACAACAUAACCUAUCAUAACAUUUAUGAGUGAAUUAUUUUCUACAUUAUUUUUUCUUCACAUUGACAUUUUUGAAUUGUGAAGUAUAUAGAUGAAAUAUUCAAGUGACUACCAAGGUAUGUGUACGGUGUGAUAACAAAUAUGUAUGGAUUAUGGAGGUGAUAAUAAUAUUUUUUACCAACUACAAGUCAACAAAUUUCUUGAUAUACUGGUAUAAAAUAAAAGAUACCUGUAUAAUUUAUAGAGUGUAUUAUUAUAAUCAAACAAAUUUCUAGUAUAUAUAAACAAAUAAAUGUAUAACCAAAAUCUGCUAUGAAUCGUUUUUUUUUUUUUAAAUUAUUAUCAUUGCGUUUAGACAUAUAUUAAAUUCCUCAUUGUAUUAUUGAGGAAAUCCAAGUUAAUUAUUAUAAAAUAAUUAAUAGUGUGAUAAGGGUUAACACUGAUAUGGAUAAGUAUUAUGUUUAAUAUAAGUUAGUUUAUUAUGAUAUUGUAUUUAUUGGUUAAUUUGUAAACUUGUUGUAUUAGUAAAAACAUUUUUUUUUUUCAAGCGUUGGGUACAUCUAUUUUUUGGAAAUCUUAACCUCGUAGGGAAGAAGGGAUAUGUUCCCCAUAAAUAUAUCAAUUAAUAGAUUAAUAUUAGGAGACUCGAGGUCUCAGGUUCAUAGUGCUACCACAUGGAUGGAAAAAAAAUAGUUUCAUUAUUUGAUUGUCAGACCUCAUAAAAGAUAGCUUAUGUAUGGUAUCAAUAAUAGUCAAAAUGAGAGAGAAUAAACUGAAACAAUUUGGGCAUGUCAUGGGGAAAGAGGAAUUUUAAUAAAAAUAAUGUUAGAAGAAAGAGUGGAAGAGGUAGUCGGAUGUGAUUGACAUGACGAUUGGACAUGUUAUGUGUUUCGAUUAUUUUGUUCCUACAAAAGUCCAUCUCCCCUCUCCGAUAUAACAUCAUUACAAUUAUAGUAUGUCCACUUUUUGUCUUAAAAUUUGCAAAAAGCUAAAGUAUCUAUUUUAAUGAUUUAUAACCAAAUUGGUUGUUGUGAAAAUAUAUACAACAAAAUUUUGAUGUAUCAACCACCAAUAAUAUGUUAUAAAUUGUGAUGAACGAAUAUUUUCAUUUUUUUAAAGUGUUUUAUACACGGUACAGGUACCGUUAAUACUAUAAAUUAUUAUGUUUAAGUGUUAUAAUCCGCGGAAGUAAUAAUAAUAUACAACGUUAACGAUGUGUACAUAUCAUGAAAAAAAAAGUUUAUUAAACACUUCGGUAUAUAUUACGUAGAUUUCGGUACUUGUAUUGACUGUUGAGUAUCGAAGUAUAAUAUUACGUACCUAUUUUUAUUAUUAUUAGGAAGUUCUAUGGUUUUAACAGAUUAAAAUCACGAGUGCGUGCCGAUUGUUAUAAUAAUCCAUACAAAUAAUUUUGUUACAGGAAUGUAAUCACCGGCGAACAUUAUAGAUUCGUGAGCAUCUGGAUGGCCAGGUCGUCUUAUAUCGCUUCUUUUUUCAUAAUGGUUGUGUUUGUAAGUAUCUAUACUAUAUCACAUGUAUUUGAAAAAAAAAAAUCUAUACUUUAUAUUAGUUUUAUUUUUUCUUGGAUUUUUUUGUGUCUACUUUAAAAGUGCGGUAUUUUCACCCGACGGCUGUAUUUUAUUUGAAAAAAAAUAUCGAGAUUCCCAACAGUGUCUAAAAAAUAAAAAUAAAAAAUAAUGGCAACAUCAAAUGACACCAUAUAGGUCGAUUUUAAUUUCAUCGAUUUCUAGUUUACCAUUAGCUACAAAGUAAAGAUAAAAAAAUAAAUACUAUAACUCCUUACUGAGCUCAGCUCAGAAUCUUUUUAUCGUUUUGUGCCUUCCAAAGUACUCACCUGCAUACAAUAGUAUACAACUGCAGUUGUGUGAAGUAUGUGUCCGGCACAUUAUAAUUAUUUUUAAUAAUUAUAGAAUUAUAGCAGUGUACACUCGGUUUGCGUUAACCCUGGAAAUUUGUUACAUGGUAGCAAAUGUAAUAACUAACAGUAUGGCAAUAUUCUGUUUUUGUAAAUUAUGUAUUUCAGCCGUACUAUCGCGUGUUUAUUAUAAUAUUAUUAUGUUUUUUCGACGCGAUUUCGAUCGAAUUACUGCGCGCAAGAGACCGUCAUCGUACUCGUACAUAAUAUUAUUAUAUAUACACGCGAGACGAGAUCGGCGGUGGCGACAUUUCAUAUAAUGAUUAAGAAAACCAAUAAGAAAGGCGUCCGUGAAAUUAGAUACGAUGUUGUUUCAUCCCCCCGAGAAAUGAAAACGCUGCCCAUAAUAUAUAUAUUCUCGCCACCGUCUUCCUAUUGCCAAUUACACUAUAUACACUGUAGUUUUUCUCCUCCCUCUGUUCGUUAUUACCAUUUUUUUUUUUAUCCACUUUCCUAUGAAAAUUCACUUGCAUCGUCCUUAUAAAUUAACUCUACACCCGCUUCUCUGAAUCAUAUAUACCUAUAACUACCUAUACCUAUGUCAUUAUAAUUUCAAUCGUAAAUCAAUUCUAUAUAUAUAUAUAUAUUAAAGAGACUUUUUAUGAAAUUUUAUGACGAAAGUAUAAUAUUUAGUGAUUUUAUUAUUAAAAAAAAAGCUGAUACAGCUGAUGGGUUCGCAGUGGUUGUAGGUGGCAUAGGCGUAAUUUUACUAAAAUUCAGGGGAAUUCUGACAUUUACCUAAGUAAAGUAACUAAUUAAGAAAUAAAACAAAAAUCUAGAAGAACCGUAUUUAAUAAUAAAUAUUAAUAUGAAUAUUCGUAAGUAAAACCGCCCACAAAGACUUUAUUCGAUCUAUGAUCAUAAUACUAUAUAAUAUUAUCGUAAUACUUCAUUAUGUUCAAUAUUUUUAUUUACUAUUAAGUACAGUUUAUGUCUUAUAAAUAAUGAAUCCCCGGAUUAAAUCUACACGCAUAGGUGUCUAAUCAAAUAAUUUUAUCUUCAGAAUACCUACGUAUCGCUUAAAAAUAACUAAAAUGUUUUGAACCAUAUCUAAAAAAGGCUAAUAUAAGUAUUCUAUGAACAAUAAAAGUUCUCUAUGAUAAUUUUUAAUCAAUUUACAACAAAAAACUAAAAAUCGAAAAUAACAUACUAAUAACGCCAUAAACGUUCCGUAUUUCCUACGUUUUUUCUCAAUUAUUUUGAAAAUUGGUUGAAAAAUCAAAACAAGAUUUUCUUUUUCACAAUUUGGAUACAAAAUACAAAAAAAAAAUCUUGCCAUUUUUCGAUUGACGCAAGAUUUCUGGUAGAAAAGUUUUUAUAGACGAAAAAAAAUCAAACGCCCAAAAUAAUAAUAAAAAAAAAUAACAUACAAAAACCAUUAGAUCCCUCACUACACUUAGAAUCUAAUAUAGAAUUGUAACGGUGUGAAAACGUAUUCAGAAGGAAUUUCUUUUUAAAAAUAUUAAUAUACCUACUUGUGAUUUUACAAAAAAAUAAAAUAAACUUGGCAUAUUGUUUUCUUUUGGCCGUUUUGAACGACUUUAGUAGUAGUGGAAUUGCCGAUCUGUAUAGUAUAACAACCCUCUUCUCGUUAACACCACUAUAGUUAAUUAAGUGUAUCUGAUAUAAAAUAAGGGGCUGCCUCCGCACUUUGUAUCAUUACGUUUCGAAAAACUACGGAAUUUACGACAAAUUUGGUUUCAUCGCGUUACGGAAAUUAUUUAAUCCCAACCAUUCUCUCUCUCCCUCCCCCGGAAAAAGAUCCGGGACAUUUUUCAAUGAUAAUAUUAAAUUUGUAGUCAUGACGUUAUUUAAUUACAAUUAGACGGUAAUAAAGCAUUGACUGUGAAUACUUGUACAUCUAUACAUAUAUCUAUUUUCUUCGAUAUGAGAACAGUAUUUUGAAUGAUAUAUUUGUAUGACGAUGAUUGUUGUUAUUGUAAUGUAUCUACUUUUAACUUAUGAUUUAAAAGAUGUAUUAUAUAUACGUUUUGUGAUGUGGUAUACAAAUCCGAAUUCUAGGAAAAUCUGCAAAUUCCAGAUUUUGAUGUCGUUAAUAUUAUUCGGGUUUCUGUUUUAAAUUUUGAGUAGAGCGAAGAAGCUUAUGGUUUUAGAAAGAUAGCACUUUUACUAAAAGGAAAUCUUACUUGAGAGAUAUUUUAGGGAAGUCAUUUUUAAUUUUUCCAAGAGUUUUCUUAAUAAAUGGGAAAAUUUACAAAAUGUAGGUAUUAGUUUAAAAAAAAUCGGCCUUUUUUUCCCUGUGAACAAUUUUUUUACCAGCAAUUUUUCUCCGAUUUACAAUGAUCACACUUUUUCCAAAAGGAAAUCUGACUGAGGAGGUAAUAUUUUUGAUUUUCCUGGGAGUUUUCCUAAUAAAUGGGAAAAACGUCAAAAUAGGUACAAUAUUGAACAAAUAUUACUGAGGAAAAUAUAUAAUACCUACGUAUUAUUUUACCAUAAUAUGACAUAUAUAUUUUUGACAAAGCAGCACUAUCAACUAAACUCCGCUGAGAAUCCUUUUUUCUUUAGCAAUAGUAUAUCCGAAUUUUAUGGAAAAUUUGAAUAAUUAUUUAAUUUCCCCUCUACCAUACCUUCCCAACUUCGCGCCUUUAACAGUGGCUCACCCACGUGCGAUGUUGUCCGACCUUUUUUUAUAUCUGAAAAUCAAUUUUAGAUUUUGACUGUAUAGCAAAUAAUUGUAUGGUAAUAGUUUUCGGUUAGUGAAAAUGCUCGGAUUUUUUAUAUUGCACCUUAAAAAUAUUAUGUGGAAUUUUCGUCCGUUCGUACUUGAAACAUUUUUUUGUAAUACUUUUCAGUUCACCUUCAAGUUCCUUUUUUUUGGGAUUUUGUCCUUCGAAAACUAUUUCUUUUUGGCAUUAAAAAUGUUUCAAAUUGUUGUUUGUAACAUUUUUUUCUUUCUCUGGUAUACUUCAUUUAAAAAAAUGUUCCUAGAUUUCUAACUUUUUCUUUUAAAUAAAAUAAAAAUAAACUGACAACUAAUAUAUUGAUUUUAUUUUAAUUAAUUUCUGAAUUAUUGAUUUUAGGGGUAGUUUCUGGUAUCGAGUUUUGUCUAGGUAGCAGUGUAUUGGACAGAAAAUCAUUUGAUUUUGUAGUUUUUGUAAUGUUUGGGAAAAACCGGAUAAUUUGAAAUAUAAUGGUUUCUGUUAUUUUCGAUUUUUUUUUUCGGUUAGAAAUAAUCGUGAAUACCUGACAUUUUCAUCGAGAACUUGUAAAAUGUAAUCAUUUUCGUAAUAAUAACUUUCGAGGCCUGAUACAAUUUUCUAAAACAUUCAGGCAAUUUUUGUGAAAUUUAUAUUUUUUGAAAUUAUUAAGGUUUUUUUAUAGAUUUUAUUUUAAAGUUCAAUUUUGUAUAAAUAUCGUAAUAAAUCACAUUUUAAAACCUAAACAUGUUAACUGAACUUCUCUCAGAAUUAUUUUUCGUUUGGAAUAAUUUAUCAUGAUUGGCAUGCAGAUAUAAAUGAAAUUAAUCUAUACACAAUCUGAAAUUUUUGUCUACAACAGUGAUCCAUCAGCAAUAUCAGCUUUUUUAUUUUUACGCUAAUAAUAUUUGUUGAUAUGAUCGUCAAUUGUAGUUAUUCUCGUUUUGUUGAAAAUAAUUUCCCUUGAAUUCUCUGCGUUUCUAUAUACAAUUAAAAACAGUUCAUAAUAGCCCCGACUUCAUAUAGUUUCUCAUUUGGUGUUUAUGGCGUCCCAAAAGUCAAUAAUAAAAUAGGGUAAUUAAUCAUUUUCCAAAGUGAUAAAAACAAAUGUUAUAUUUAUGUUUUUUUUUAAAAUUUAUUACCUAUUACAUUAAUAAACGCGACUACUAUUACUACCUGUUGGUGCAAUAAUAUUUUUGUCGCAAGUAGCUUCUUACUAAUUUCUUCCUACACCAAUGUCCCUUUUCAACGUUAAAAACCGAACUACAUAUUGAUACAGUUUUUUUCAUUUUAAAUGUGUUCAAUAUCUUAUUUCCAUUCUCCGAUAACACGGAGAAAUAUUUCCGAUAUGAAAUUAUAAUUUUUACGUCAUGUUACAAACAUAUUAAUAAUUUUAAAAUAAAAAGAAUAUUCAAAUUAUUUAUUAUUAUUUAAAAUUAAGAAAAUUAAUUAUUUAAGCCAUUUGGUUGUUGAAUUCGACUAAACGGAUUGGAAACAAUAAAACGGAAUUUUUUUAUUUAUUUUAAAGAUUUAUACGAAAACUAAUAAUUUGUUUACUAUAUUAUGCUUACAGACCGUGUCGAUUUCAAUGCUUUUGAGAUAUUCGCAUCAUCAGAUAUUCGUUUUUAUAGGUAAGUGUGCAUUGGUUGUUUUUUUCAUCGUGUUUUCGUCAUUAUAAUGUAUACUGUUAUUAUUAUUAUUAUCAUUAUCAUCAUCUUUUUUUUAUAUUUUCCAGUGGAUUUGCUACAGCUAUUGGACUUUCACGGUUCGCUAUCUUUCCCGGCGGCGCCACUUUUGACCGUCAUACUGGCUUUGGUUGGUGAGUGCGAUAAUAUUUUUAUAAUUGUAAUAACAAAUAAAAUAUUAUGAUGAUGUGUAUAAUAUUACGAUUAUACAAAUAACCGUAGGUCAUAUUAAAACUGGGGAAUGGUACUUGAGUCACAGAGUAAGGAUUUGUAAAUAUUGUAAUACUACCGCUACUGUAUAGGAAACGUCGAUUUAUAAUAUUAUAAGAGAUAAUACUUUGGUUUUUUGAUAAGAGAAAGAGAUAUUUUUUCUUCGAUGAACACCGUAAUUGUUGGACUGCACUUAACAUAUAAGGCGGUUGAUCCGACUGUGCCGGUUGGGGUAUCUGCGAUUAAAUUUAUACCGAACUUUAUGUUUUAGAUUUAUACUUGAGAGGUUGCCUUCAUUGGCUAAAAAAUACAACAACUAAAAGUGUUUAUUUAGGAUUUUUUUCAAAUUAUAUAUUUAAUCCAAAUUACAAGGAUUUGUAUUUUGAUUUAUUAAAUACAAAUUGGUCUUUUUGGAUCCAGUUUUUAAAUUUUCAUUGUUGGGUUAGAUAUAAUAACAAGGUUUUACGAUUUUUUCUAGAAUCGUGAUUAUUAUACGUAUACUACUUAUUACUCGUUGACAAUUUCUCAGCAUGUCACUCAAGAACGCUUAGUCUUAUAAACGUAGAACCAUUUUUUUUUGAGUUAAAUGACCUAUUAUAAAAUUAAACAUAAAAAGAAGACCAUUAGUGUUUGUACAAUGGUUAUUUUCGUUAUUUUAAUCAUCAAUUGAGGUGAUAAUUGGACAGAGCGAUCAUCUUUGUUGUCCAAUCAGUUUCGUGAUUUCGUUUUGAUUACGUGGAUCAACGAAUAAAAUCCAGACUUCUAUUUUUUGAGAUCAUUAGAAAAACCUCGACGGGUACCCCGUGGAUUCUUACGUAGCAACCAACCAGAGGCCACCUAGGGGUCCGCGGGCUAUCGGUUAAAAACCCCCGUUCCUAUGUAAAAUCGAUCGAUUCGAAAAUAUUCAAAUUCGUAUGCUUUUAUUAAUAUAUUAUUAUUAUACUAUCGUUAAUAUACAUUUAUGAGUAGUCAGUCCCGUGUGUCGUUAUCAUAAAAGUAUUUAUCGUGUCAUCGUGAAAUACGUGGUGCACAACGGUUAAACGGCAUUUUGACCCCCUGGUGUCACACGUGGGGGGGUAGUUUUAUCGCGUUAUCCCCACAGGACGCGGGGUGGUUAUUAAAAUCCUGUCAAAUGGUAUAGGAGAACGCCUGGUUGGAGACGGUUUGCCGACGUCGUCGGUGUCCUCUCCCCCCCCUCCUCGAAAGUGUAUUAUAUAAUUUUAUGCAUUAACAAUUAGGACCUCUGUCAACACGGCGACAACGACGACGACGACGAUAAUGUUGCGCCCGCUGCCCUAGUGUUAUGUAAUAUAAAAUAACGCGGCGGCGGGUUGUCGCGAAAUACCGUUUUCGAUUUAUUUUAUCCGUUUGCGCCGAGCUGUAGUGUGUAUAAUAUUAAUAUUUAGAAUAACGAUGGGGAAUUUAAACCUAAACAAAUUACACCGAGAAAUACUUUUUCCGUGAUAAUUAUCGGCGCCGCCGUUUUUAAAAUACGCGGUCUACAUUGUUAAACCCUCCAAGCACUAUUAAUCCGGUUCAGUCCGAAAUCCCGACCACGUGUAACCCGUAUAAUCAGAAAUUUUUUAUUUUAUUAUAUUAAACUGACACACAAACUCGACGUACUUCAUGCCGUUGUAAGAUUGGGUAAAUAAUUCAAAAACCAUUGACAUAAUUUGCUAAUUGUACCACGUCAAGACUGGGCUUAUAUAAAGUAUAUUUGGUAUUUGACAGCAAUGGGGAGGAAGUAUUGUUAAAACGGAACCUUCACUGCUGUUGAUUAAACUCAAAAAAAAAACACAGGUAUUUGGUAAAAAUACAAUUAUUUUCCACUGUAGGUCAACAGCAACAAAAAUAAAUCGAAAAUUAUGUAAAUCGAUAGUGCGUAAUUAUUACCAUUUUUAUUUCUAUCAUUAAGAAAACGAUAAGGAUAAUAAUAAUAAAAAAAAAAUCGCUGUAAUGCACCAACUAAACAAAAUGUGCUACCAGAAACCACCACCGAAGUGACGUUUUUAUUUGGAGCAAGAUUUAUGGUAGAAAAAUUGUUACAGACUCAAUAUAAUAUACUCGUAUAUAAAUAUAUAUAUAUAAAAAAAAACAUAAAUCCCAGUAAAACCAACGUAUUUCUCGCUUUACGGCCAUAAUCUAACACCAAAGAAUCGGAGUACAAUUGGCUCGUGUGAUCUCAGCAUAUAUAAAUCAGUCACAAAUUAAUUACCCAUACAAAAUAAUAAUAGAUAAACAAAUAAAUAUGAAUCAUAAAUUGUUCCGGAUGUUUAUUAAAAAUCGAAUAAAUUAUGUGCGGAUUUUGUUGUCUGGUGAUCGUCUAACUGUUGAAAGUGAGAUUGAACUAUAAGUGGGUUAAAAAAAAAAAAUGUAUAAAAUCAAAUCUGUUUUAGUGUGAAUUUUAUGUAAAUCAUAUUGUACUAUAAAAUAUAUUACUGGUAGUUAAACAUGAAAAUCAAAUUGUGUGCGUAUGAUGCUGGAGUAUUACUUUAUAGACAGUGGCGAGUCUAGGAUUUUCACGGCCCGGGUCAAAAAAAAAACUCCGUCCUUCUCAUUGACUGGUACAAUCAUAUUUAAACAUUUUAUUUAAUUAUCUUACAGCCCCCAACCUUAUUGCUUCCUCAUUUAUUUGAAAAUUUCUUCUUAAAAUCAUUUAAUUUUUGUCGCCCUCUUCGCGUGCUCUCUAAAUGCGCCUUUGGGUAUAGGUAUAUGUAUAAUAUACCGUGUGUCCGUAUGAUAAGUAUGUUAUGUAUACUGCAUAUGAGAACAGACCCGGAUUAUUUUAUCGCGUUACUAGAAAGAACAUAAAAACGUACGAAAAUAAUUCGUUUAUUAUUCUCAAUUUUGUUUUUUUUUUUUUUUUUUUUUUUUGUAAUUUAAUAUUUGUAGAGACUUGAAGUUUUGACAGAAAACUUAUAUUUGCCUUUUCUAUACGUGGUAAACUUUUAAAAAUAUUUGAGCCAUUUUUGAGCUAUUUUGAACAAUUUUACUUAAGGGUAAAAUUGUUAGAUUGAACAAAAGUGCUAGGAAAUUUGUUAGGAUGUUUAUUUUAAUAAGUCGUACUUAAUGAUCAAAAAAAAAAAAAAAAUUGAGUGUAAUAAAAUAUUUAUUUUUUUUUAUUUGAGUUUUAAAAUCAAAUUUUGCCUAAAAUCGUAAAUAUUACGGCCUUUUAAAACACGUAUAACCGAUCUUCGCUUCAAAUCUGUUUUCGUUAGUAAUGGUUUAUCGUUGAUUACAGAUUUAAAUUAAAUAACUUUAUGUAUUCUAUAUCUUCUAAACUUCCCACCUACAACAGUGUAACAGCCAGUAUCAGCUCUUUUUUUUUUUUUUUAUUGUUUCACUCAUACGACCCUUAGGUUUUAGCAUAGAGUAGCGGUUUAUAACUUUAUAUUUGUAUGUAUUUAUUUCUUUUGUUUUAACGCAUAUAAUUAUGUUCAACAGGCAUGGAGGCAAUAAUGUCGGAAUUUUUCAACGACACGACUACGGCGUUUUACAUUAUACUGAUCGUCUGGGUGGCCGAUCAAUACGACACGUUGUGCAGUCAUUGUCCGCUCACGAAAAAGCAUUGGCUAAGGUGAGUGUCUCGUAUUAUAUUAUAUAUUGCAGUGGUAGUAUAGUAUAACAUAAAAGCCAUUAAAAUAUUGUCGUGUGAUGUGUGUAUACGUUAUACGGGCGGGUGGCUUGGUGGGUGAUUUUUUUUUUCUGCUCGUUCGGCCUGGAGGAAUAUAAACACACAUACACCGAGAAAGUUGUCUCGAACACGUAUAAUAUAAGUGCAUCACAGUUUGACGCGAUAUAUAUAUACCAUAUUAUAUAUAUAUAUAUAUAUAUAUAUAUAAAUAAAAGAGAGGAAAAAAACGUAGGGAUAAAGGGUCCGGUCGGAGAAACUGAACUCGACGGGGAUUCCGCAUUGACCGCCCGCCAAGAACCGUAAUGAAUACCCGGUACGGAAUCACUGCACUUUUCCCCCCACUCGCGUCGCUCGCGCGCGGAGAGAGGUUGCCCGCGUGCCAGGUCUUUUAGAGGAGUGUGCCCGUGUGUGUGGUUAAAAAUAAAACGGUCAGCAAUAUGCGCCCAACACGCAAAUAUAUAUAUUUGUUUAUAAAAAUAUAAUAAGAAAAAUAAUACGUAGGUAUAUGUGUUUAAAUAUAAAUCGAUUGUUUCUGUUCCAGGUUUUUCUAUCUGUACCAUUUUUCGUUCUACGCGUACCACUAUCGGUUCAACGGGCAGUACAGCAAUUUGGCUCUGAUUUGUUCGUGGCUAUUCAUUCAGGUAAAUGGACCUAUAUUAUAUAUUGUAAUACGCUGUUUGUUCGUUUGUCGGUUUCAUGUUCCCCGGCAACGAUAAUAUUAUAGCAUGUAGAACGUAGAUAAUGGAUAUAGUCGGUAAAGGGACGAGAUCGACUCUCGUCGACAACGAGGAUAGACUAUGUUUAGACGUAAUAAGCCGGCGGCGCCAUGCCUUCGUUUCGUUUCGAGCGACUGCGCAGCGCGAUAUUCAUUUAUUUAUUAUUAUUAUUUUCUGAUAGAUUUACAACUUUUUUUUUUCCCACCAAAAAUCUUGCUGUCCGAUUUUAAAACGUAACAUUAAAUUCUUUCUGGUCUGCGCUUCUUUGGGGAGGUCGUUAUUUUGAUUUUCAUUUUAGUUUUCUAAUUGGGAAAAUGUGCGGCAAUUAUACGGUACACGGUUUAACCGUGAACGUCUCUCCCGAUCGUUUUUCUUUAGCAGUGAAUUAACCGUUGCGUAGAGACAUAAAUUCUAUGUAUCCCAUCUUUUCAACUUUUUAUUUAGCCCCUCCCACUUAUUAAAAACAUUUUUUUUUUAAAUUAUUUAUAUUAAAGUGUGAAGAUUAGAAAAAUCCGAUAGGUACGCUCAAAAAUCCUGUUAUAUUGAAAAAAUAGGUAGCACGACACCAAUUCUAUCGCAACUUGUAGCAAGAUUCUUUCCUGUGUCGAUAUAAUAUUGUAAACGGUAUAAUAAUAUGACAGGCAGGUAUCUUUUGCGCACCUGGAAAAGAUAUUUUUAUAAGACGUAUCUCAUCCUAUUUGUUUUUGUAUCUUUCUUAUAGAAUAUAAGUAGUAUGCGUCCAAUAUACUACUAUAUACAUGUAUUUAUACCGUAUAAAUCCGUUAGCUUUUUCGUUUUUCGUUGUCUUCUGUUCCGGACGUUUAAUUUAAAAAAAAAAAAAAAAACAAUCCCUCCCCGUCGUAUUACAAUAACAAUAUAUGUUUACACGCGGCGGACGUGCGAUAUGCCGGGGCGGGAAGAGGACGUCGCGAAAUCGCUGUAACAGACCGUGCAACGUAUUGUGUUACCGUCGGCACAGAGUUCUUGCAACUCGUCAUGUCGUCUGUAUGUAGGUGUACGACACAUCGAACGCAGAAAACGAGUAAAAAUGUAAUAAAAAAAAAAAAAAAUCAAAUCUGAAAUGUAAACAACAAAGAGAGACCCUCCUUCGUCGUUUCGUGAAAAAAAAAAAAAAAUGAGAAAAUAAAAGAAAACGACACGCGUCUGACGUUUCUGGCUCGAUAAUUAAUAAGUCCGAAGGGGGCAAAAUGGUCGGCGGUAAAUGAUUGGAAAUGUUCGUAGCGUUUCUCGUAUACGCGAAUAAUAUCCAAAAACGAGACGCGCCCUGGCCGAACUUUUGGUGGCCUCUACCAUGUGGUAAACCCGGGCCCGCAGUUAUAAUUAAUGGCUUUUGAUUUGCGUCGGAAACAUUUAAUUCUCGCAAAUAUUUUUUUCCGCGAUCCGACGCAACGCGGCUCCCAAAAUCAUGUCUACGGAUUUCUUUCGGAUUUUCUGUAACGUGUGGCGUGUUGCGUGUUAAAAAUAACAGUUUGGCGGUCUAUGAUGUGUGUGUGUGUUUGUGUAUAUGUGUGUAUGGUACAGAGUUUCUCUCCUAUCCGAUUAUUAUUGUUGUGCUUGAGCGGGUUGGUACACCGUCACAAAUAUACCCGAUAAUACUUUUAUUGGUCCGAUUUUAGGAGGAAACUUUGUUUUUACGAGAAACGUGUUGGUUUUACACUGUAUGAUUUGUUCUUUAACCUUUUGUUCGUUAACGAAAUUUCUACCGGAUAUCUCUUUGCUCAGAUCGUCAAUUUUUACCGCGGUUUUCAGUAGAUAAUUUCGUUCAGUGGUGCACUGUAGCGGUUUUUUUUUUGGAAUUCAAUAAAAAACAAUCAUAUUAAAAUUACUGCAAUUUUCACUGAACGCAAAAUAUUUUGGCGUUUUGUUUUGAAUUAUUAUAUUGAAAUUGAUUGAAAUAUUUGAUUAUUUAUUUGUUUUAUACGUGGAUAGAAAAUAGUGUAAUUUAUUUUUAUCAGCGUUUCAAUUCAAUUUCAUGGUAAAUUUUUUUUUUUUUUAUAGUUACAAAUUAAUAUUAUUUUAAUUUUCAAUUGAAAUUUGCGGAAACAACAUUAUGGUUAUUCGAACUUUAUUCAGAAAUAGUUUUCGGACACGAUGAUUAAAUAUAUGUAAUCUUACUUUCCCAACUUUUUAACGAUUUUUUUUUAAAUUCUGAACGCAACUAGAAAUAGCAUAUUGGUUUUACUAUGAUAUGUGUGUGUGUUUUUUUUCCUGUCUGUUAUUAACUUUUUUCAUUGCAGAAAUGUUAUUUCGAUCGUCAAUUUCUAAAAUGGCUCUUUGUAGAAAAAUAUUUCUAGUGAAUCUAAUUAUAAGGGAAGAGGCGAUUUCUUAGAUUUUCAAUUUAUCGUAAUCUAAUCAUAUAAUGUACCCUAAUAUUCUACCUUCCCGGCUAUUCGACUUUGUUUUUUUUUUCUUUUUUUUUUUUGUAUGUGUAUAGAUUUGAUAAUAAACCCCCGGACUACCGGUUAGGAAAUGCCGCAGGUCUGUGUAAUAGUACCUAUACCGCAAUACAAUACACACAUAAUAUAUAUACACGACACCCGCGGUCUCUGCGCGCGGGGAAACUUCGUCCGGCGGGAGGGUGUGAACGUUGCACGGGCCGGCGAGGGCGUUUUAACGGCCGACAGCGGUGUUAUGCGAUUAUUAUACAACAAUUUUGAAUUCGAUUUUUCCGACACUGUAAUUCGAAUGCGAAAUUAUCGCGUGUCCGGCGCGCGGCGCGUUAUUAACGGACGAAAAACCCCAUGUUACGGUCCGUGGAGAUUUUCGAGAACGGCGGCGCGCACGGUCAUAAACAGAACGAAUAAAUUCCGGACGACAUCACCGUCAUCAUCCCGAAGGGUUGAUACGAAAUUUCCAUAUAAAUUUAACGCGGAGGGAAUGUCCCUGACCACCGCUGUCCGUCGUCCUAUAUAUUCCUCUCUGCACUCUAUCGAAUCGGUUUUUUUUCCCGUCCCCUUCCGUUAUAUUUUUUAACAUUUUUUUUUCUUGCCCGCAGUCGGUUUUAUUAUCGCGUCCCGCGCUCAUAUCACAAUUUAAUAUAAUCAACGCGAUCUUUCGGUGGGGUUUUCACACGUAUACGAAUCCGCAGUAUAGGGGGGUAUAAUGAGUAAGCAUUAUUUGAUUAUUCCCACUUAUCGAUCGUCUCCGGCGCCGUUUAAUAUCCUUUAGACAAAGUUUAAACUCAACGAUUUCAAAUGUCGAUAAACAUAGUUUGAAAAUCACUAGAAUUUGAAAAUUAUACCACGUUUUGAAAGGGCUAAUAUUCGGGAAACAUUUCAUGUGUCUACGAUUAUUUCUAGUCGAAUUUAAAAAAAAAAAAAAAAUCAAAACCGCUGUUGCGCAAAUUUCCCCGUUUUUCUCAAUAAUUAUUAAUAUAACUACAAAUAAAAUCAAACAAUAAUCUUUCCAUACCAACUAUGGACGACAUUUUCUUUUAGAAACCAUCCUUGAAGUAGAUGAUCGGAGCAAAAUUUCUAGUAAAAAAUAUUGUUACCAAGCAUAAGAAAAAAAAGCACACAUCGUAGUAAUACCGAUACAUUACUUAGCUCGCUCCGAAUCUAAAAUAAUACAAUUGGAAAACUGUAGAGGUAUGUUUAUGUCCAAUAAAUGGGAACACGAAAUAUGUCUGCCGGACAGACUUUGAUUGAAAUUUGUUUAUUUUUAGGAAAUUCCCGGAUUCUAAUACACACGCAUUUUUAGCGUUUUUUUAAAAAAAUGUUAACAAUAUGCUGACAAGCAGCAACAAAAUGUCCAUUUUCAUAAAUAGAAACACCUAAUAGUCGAAUAGUGUUAUUUUUUCUUUCUCAAAAUCCACCUGAUACAACCGCCAAUAAUAAUGUUGAUUAUAAAAUAUAAUAUUGAUUGGUCAAGACAUUUUUUCGCCAUAAAACAAUAGUAAAAAAGACGUCCUAGGAUAAUAGAAACGGGUACAGCCACUAUUAUAGAUAAUUGAAUAUAUACCUGUAAGCAACAAUAAAGCAUUGCUUACGAAAAAAAUGAUUCUGAAUGAAGUUCAGUUGAUACUGAUGGCUUGUUAACAAUAAUAUGUCAUUUUAUAGUAAAAUAAUUAAAUAGGCUUUAUAUAUUUUCUUUAAUAAUAUUUGUUUAUUGUUGUAUCGGUUUUCCCAAUUUCCCUACGUUUUUUCCAGUUUUUCACGUUUGCUGGAAAAACUCUUGAGAAAAUCGAAAAAUUACCUCUCUAAUGUACCUCGCUAGUGAAAUUUCCUUUUAGAAACAUUGCUAUCAUUAAAAGUUGGAGGAAAAUUGCUAGUAUAAAAGUUGCGUACAGAAAAAAAUAAAAAAUAAAUAUCUUUGUAAAACCAUAAGUUUCUUUAUUCCACUCAGAAUCUAAAACCUCUUCACUUUGAAAGGCACUCGUUUUAAAGUUUUUGAUAAAUCCAGAAAAAUCAUAUGGCUUUUAAUAAUAUGACUGUCGGGCGAUUUUUAGACUGCCCGGUGUUAAAAAUAUAGAUGUUUCUAUUCGUAAGAACAUUUUGCGUUAUCAUUUUUUGGAAAUUGGCUUGAAAUGUGUAUUUCAACACUUUUGAUAUUAAAAAAAAAUAAAAUCCCAUUUCACUUGUAAGUCCGACAGGCUGAAAUAUUUAGUGUUUUUAGUGAAACGCACUGUAUAGUGUUCAAUUUCGGAGUGCGAUCAUAUUAAAAAAAAUGUCGACACUCGUUUACGAUGAAUUUUGUAUGUUCCUCGUAGUUUUUUUUUUUUCUUGUGUUGCUAUAUUUUUUUCUUUUGACGACUAUUCGCCAAGACACGCGAUCGUGCUAUGCCGUUUUCAUGACCAGGGUUUUUUAAAUUAAACAUUUUAAUAAUAGAUUCAAUGAAUAACUUGCUGUAUUUUCAUGUCACGGUUAAUGUUACGCGGUCUUGUCGUCGGUUAAUAUUCCGUUUUUUUAGAUUCUGAACGAAACGAGAAAUAUAUUUAUGGUUUUACUAUAUUGUGCAUUUUUUUCUGUAAACAACUUUUCUACCGGAAAUAUUAAUCCGACCAUCGUCUUUGGUGGUGAUUUCUGAUAGCAAAUUUUGUCAUGAGUGGUCAUUUUGUUUUAUUUUCCUUAUGCUUUUUCGGGAAAAUCGAAAACAUAUAUUCAAUAGCGAUUUCUAUUAAUCUUCGAUUUUGUUUAGUUUUUAUUUUUGUAAUUUGUUUAAAAAAUAAUAGUAGAAACCUGAGGAUUUUCCCUUAGUCCUUACUAUAGACGAAAAAUAAUAAUCAAAACAUUCUGACGAUUCUUAAGCUAUUUACAUUUUUUAGUUAUUAUUUGGGUUUUAUGAGGAUACAAUUCUUUUGGCCUGGCAAAGACGAUAGACAUUUUAACACGAAGUUUAUCAUAAGUUUUACUUGGUGGACAGAAAAAGAAAGUGUGAGCGUAAUACAUAAAUUCGUUUUUUUAAUGCGUUAUCAAAUUUUUAUGAACAAAUCGUUAAAAUCAUUGCGACUUUUUAAAACAUGUUUACCCGAUAACUUUGAUCGGAAUCGUUUUUUGUUUGCAAUGAUGUAUCGUAACGUGUAGGAUAUAAAUUGAAUAAUCGUGUAUCCUACUUUUCUAAUUUCCCGCCUAUAACACACCUACACACCCGUCUUUUUUAUUCAUAAAGUAUUUUAUCGGAAUUUAUGUAUAAAAAAAAAAAAAAAAAUCAAAAACUUCCCAAGUUCAAUUGCACAUUUUUUCCAUCAACGAUAUUUUCAAACGUUCGACAUUAUUACAUAAUAUUAUUUUAAUUAUUUAAUUAUUCCUACGUUGAACUAAACCGUUCUAAAACGUCGGCGGCGUAUAUAUAAAUCCAAAACGCGAAAACAAUAGUUAUUUAUUAUUCAUAAUAUAACCGUUUUUAGUUUUAUACAUCCGCCAUCAUUCUAUACUAUACGCACGUAUUGAACUCCCGUAAAUAAUAAACCAUAGUUGUUGGUUCGAUAAAAAUAAUAUUGCAGUAUAUAUAGUAUGUACAUUAAAAAUUAUGUGAAAUUAAUAAUAAAAACAAAAAUUGGACAUAAUUCAUACUAGUAUAGGUAAUCCUAUGGAUAAACAAUUUCCCUAAAAAAUAAAGAAUCUACGAAAAAUUGGCACAUUUUAUUAAUACGUCGAAGUAAAAAAUUCAGGAAAAAUGUAUUGUAUUGUUUAUGAUAAGCAAUUUAAUUUUUCUAUUUUUCAUUCAUGUUUAAUUUUUUUUUGCUACCAUCCACGACUCAACCGUACAACAUAGUCUCAUCACACUUUUGUAGAAUUUACCUUUAAGUCUCAUUGGAAUUUUUUUUUCACAUAAAACACCUAACGCUUCUCUCAACGGAAAUUUUACGAUAUUUUAAUAUCUGGGUUAGGUUUGUUGUACAGGUUGAAAAUUGGAAAAGUAUGAUACAUCUAUUGGGCAAUUUAGUUUACUAUAAAUUAUUAUUAGUAAAUCGAUAUUAAACGUGUUUAAUAUUUUGAAAUACCACGACUUUUACGAUUCUCUUAAAAGUUUUAACUUCAAACAUUAAUGUAGUGUAUUACGUUUAACUAUUUUUUUAACCACUAUAAAUGCGACUUAAUAUUAACAUUUUCGAGUAUUUUGCCGAAACAUUUAUAUCCCUAUUUUAUCGAAAAGUAAAAUGCGAAAUGAUUUUUCUGGAUAUUUAAAUGUUUAAAUAAGAUAUAGGCAUUUUUAAAUUGUGAUAUUUCACGUACCCAUAACUCGCUCAAAAUUCAAAUAUCGGAAAAAAUCAACAUAUAAACGCAGAUAUACCUAAUAUUCUGAUGAUAAUAAAUUAAUUCACUCUAAUAUAAUCUAAACAUAUGUAUCAUGCGCCGCCUCCUUAGAGUCUAAGGGUAUAAAGGCUUAGGCGAAAAUCAUGGAUUUGUUUUCGGAUUUUUUUCAGCAUUCCAUGAUAUACUUUUACCACCAUUACGAACUGCCGUUCGUAGUGCAGCAGAGCCAAUUGCAGCAGGUCCUUCUCCAGAGGAACCAGGAACAGCAUCGGCAUAAUUUCGAUACACAUGGUAACGGAGGAGGGUUUGGUGGACGUGGCGGUCGUGGCGCGGCAGGAGGGGAUGACCGUCGCGGAACGGACGCCACAGGCCCGGCCGAACGCCGUGCAUAUCCGCGGGUCAUCGGCCAACAAUUCAGCAUAAUGAACGGACUGCAACAAUUGGGCCGUUUGCGGGCUACUUUGAUGCGCCGGCGGAGGGUGCGCCCGUUUAACGCACCACAACCGCCUCAGGUUCCCGGUGACGACAUUUCCGACGGUUCUGAUAGCUCGCGGGUUCCCGACGACGUCGUUCCGGACGUCGCGGAUCUGGGAGACGUGAGCGAUGUCCAACAGUAGACGAUGGCCCCUUUUCGUUCCGUCCUCGAGGACAUUCACUUUCACCUCUCCAAAAAAAAAAAAAAACACGCUGCUGUUUACUUCUAGUAAGCGACUAUACUUUCCGUAGAAAUAGUUUUUUUUAACCCCAAUAUAUUACUACUGUCCUCUCCGGUUACUAAAAAACCUGACCAUAAAACAAUAAACAAUUUUGUUCGUUUAAGAAUUCUUUUCGGAAAUAUUGUUGUUUGUGUUCAUAUAUAAUAUUUUAUAGGGUUUAUUCGAUAUUUUAGUACAGUGUGAAUGUAUGUUUGCUCAUACGUAUUAACAUACCACAUGAACGUUUUUAUUCUGUCUCCCAUUAUAGAGCUGUUUUUUUUUUUUUUUUGUAAACUAUAAAAAUGUAUAAUAUAUAUAUUUUUUUCCUUUUGGCUAGAGUGUCGACAUAAUAAUUAAUAAUAUAAUAUAUUGUCGUUUUUAAGGUUAUUAUUAUUAAGUUCGCCAUUUUAUUAUUUUAAAGACAGAUGAUUGUAUAGUUGACUUUACAGUAUCCACCAGAGCGCGCGUACACUCGUAAAAAUUACGGUUAUUUACGCACGUGCGUGUGUACUUAUAUUAUUAUAUUAUGUAUUUUUUCCAACAUUAUAAUAAUUAUUAUGAAAUUACAUUACUACUAUUAUUACGAUUAUUAUCAAUAUAACUAUUAUUAUUGUUUGAAAUAAUAAAUCGUGGAAAAUGCGCAUCACGACUGUAUAAUACUAUAGACUCGAUUAUCCGCUUUCUCGUUUACCUAUCUUUCUCCUGGAGCCAUGGCUCGCAUCUCAGGCAGUCAUCUCGUUUUCCUGUCAUAGUUCUGAGCUGAAACGCUUUUCCAUCCGGAUUUCUAGGUCGCGUAUUUACAUUUUCUACUUGAAAAAAAUCACAUAUACAAAUGGAAUUCUCUGGUCUGUCAAAUACGGCGUUAUUAGUUUCAAGUUGGUUCCUUAUGAUAUAGUACAACAUACGUUUUGUAGAUAGUGUCAUAAUAAAGGUUUAUAGACGCGGCUUCAUUAUUGUUUCGUUCGAAUCCAAAUUGUUUGCAUUUUUCCCUGCUUUAUCUAAACACGUGAUGACCUUUCAUGGACUAGCUAGUAUAUUUUUGGUUUACACUUUAACUUAGGACACUAACUUCUUUGGAACAGUAUUAACUUUGGACUAAUUGUAAAAACAAGUAUCAGAGUAGCAUGUUUAUUAUUAUUUUCAUUGAAAUCAUGUUAUCGAUAUUAUUUAUGAUAACUGAUAAGCAAUAAUUUAAGCCAUUGCAAUCCAUUUUCGUAUGUGACUCGUAAUUCCAAGUAGGGAACGCUUCCAAGUCCCGUAAAUCAAUUUUUAUUUGAAAUUUUUAUAUUAAAUCUCCCAAUAAUAAAAGUAUUUGUUAAGGUAUGUAUUUUUGCACUAUGAUUACUCAAAUGAUCUACUAUCAUAGAACUUAUUAUUGUUAUUUGAUGACGGGUUACGACUGCCAAAUUUAAUUAUAUACAGAAUGCUAAACAGAAUAAUAGUCUUCAGGAUCUUCUAUUUUUUUCUCAUUAAUAGUUGUGUCUUGUUGCUUGCUUCCUGCCCUCCUUGCUCCAUGGAUCUCGCUGGUUGACUAUCCAGAAAGUUAUGCUCUGUCUACUUACUGACUCCAGAUUCCGAAUUUCAUUGUCAUAAUCAUCUUCCUUAGGUAUGUCGAUCCUUCAUUGCUCGGUUUAAUGAGAAAAUUAAUACAGAGGUUUUCCGUCGCUUUCUAUUCGUAGUGGCAUCCUUUAUUUUUAUUGAUUGAUACUAGUAGCAUUAUUUUCCACUUCUAGGUUUAUUUUAAUCUCCUCUUAUGACAGUCAUGGAUUACUCAGGGUAUAUUCUGAUUAUACCGAAAAAUGUGUGUCAUCGGGGUUCUAUGCCAAAAAGGUUAUCGAAGUAAUCGGAAAUCUUUUAAUUGCGUGGAAACGUUUUGGGAAAUGCUGAAAUUAACGUAGACUAAUCUAUUCAAUUGGCAUGUUCGGCUUCCUUUGCAACUAUCGUAUUUUUAUAACUGGUUAUAACAGCUCACAGAACCCAUUUUAUUCCUACUAAAUGGCAAAAAUAUACUUGAGGUAAGUAAUAGUUUUUAUAAAAUGUGUAACAUACAAACAAAGCACUGGAAAUUCUACUAAGUAACAAUAUUGUUUUCAUAACCCAUGAUUAUAACCCAUAACAUUAUAAGCUGUAAAUAAAAUACCAAUACAAUUUUCACAGCUGUCAUGUAUACUUUUCUAUAAAAGACAUUACCUGCAGUUAAUUUUUGAUGAAUUUGAACUCACUUAGGUAUACGGUAUUUGUUAAAAUAAAAAUUAUUGCAUUUUUUUGAUUGUACUAGUGUUUAAAUAUAAUAAGAAGGUGU